ACGCGUACUAGUGAAGGAGGGAAGAGCCCUGCUUGGGUUGUUUCCGUGUGUUGACAGAUUGACUACGGAGAGGGAAUGGUGUCGUUGAAUAGAAAUUAGUUGGCGAAAUUUACCAUUUUCUUAGAUAUCGAUCUAGCACUAUGAACCUUUUACCGUCCAAUCCUCAUGGGAAUGGGCUUCUUUACGCCGGAUUUAACCAGGAUCACGGCUGCUUCGCAUGUGGAAUGGAAAAUGGAUUCCGAGUGUACAACACGGAUCCGCUUAAAGAAAAAGAGAAGCAAGAGUUCUUGGAGGGUGGGGUAGGCCAUGUGGAGAUGCUUUUCCGGUGUAAUUACCUAGCGCUUGUUGGAGGUGGAAAGAAGCCCAAGUACCCACCUAAUAAAGUGAUGAUUUGGGAUGAUCUGAAGAAGAAGACUGUCAUAGAGAUUGAGUUCUCCACAGAAGUCAAAGCGGUGAAACUUCGGCGAGACAGAAUUGUGGUGGUCCUCGACUCCAUGAUCAAAGUCUUUACAUUCACUCACAACCCCCAUCAGCUGCAUGUGUUUGAGACCUGCUACAACCCUAAAGGUCUUUGUGUCCUGUGUCCAAACAGCAACAAUUCCCUGCUGGCCUUCCCUGGCACUCACUCCGGGCAUGUGCAGAUAGUGGACUUGGCCAACACGGAGAAGCCCCCAGUGGACAUCCCUGCCCACGAGGGAGCUCUCUGCUGUAUCGCCCUCAACCUUCAGGGCACGCGGAUAGCCACUGCCUCUGAAAAAGGGACUCUCAUUAGAAUAUUUGACACCUCGGCUGGGCACUUGAUCCAGGAGCUGAGAAGGGGGUCUCAAGCAGCCAACAUUUACUGUAUUAACUUCAACCAGGAUGCGUCUCUCAUCUGCGUGUCCAGCGAUCACGGCACCGUGCACAUAUUCGCAGCCGAGGAUCCCAAAAGGAACAAACAGUCCAGCUUGGCUUCAGCGAGCUUCCUUCCCAAAUACUUCAGCUCCAAGUGGAGCUUCUCCAAGUUCCAGGUCCCGUCUGGGUCCCCCUGCGUCUGUGCCUUUGGAACGGAGCCCAACGCGGUCAUAGCGAUAUGUGCUGACGGCAGCUACUACAAGUUCCUGUUCAACCAAAAAGGGGAGUGUUCGAGGGACGUCUACGCACAGUUUCUGGAAAUGACGGAUGAAAAGAUCUGAGGGGCAGCGAUAGGACUAGCCUGGAGUGCUUGAUGGGAGCGGCCUUUUCCAGCCUGCCUGCUGUGGACGGACAGAGAGGCACACCACGGCCUGCGAGCGUCUGUCACUCAGACCUGGAGGAGGAGGAAGACCAAGUGGACUCGCGUCUGUGUGCCAGAUUGACUUUUAUUUCCUUUUUUCCUGGGUUAACUAUAAAAAGACCCGUCUGAACAGUCAGUGAAGGAUGAUCACACGGAUGCUCCACAGCGGAACAAACUGACCCAGGUCUCCUCGUGCAACGUUGUGAGAAGAGGGAAAUUUAUUUUUGAAAAGACAGCAGUUGCUUUAUUUUUAAAUGGCUUUUCAAAGAUGGCUGGACUGCCUGUCCAUUUUUGAAGCCCCUUAGAAGAGUUGAACACACUAAAAGAAUGUCUUCUGUGGAAUUUCACGUAGAUUUUCUUCUUUUCUUUUUUUUAAGAAUUGAAUUUAAGAGUCGAUUCUGUUAGAUUGUUAGUUCAAAUGCUCAACUAACACCACAUGACCCAGCAUACAAGGUGGGUUAUACAUACAUGUAUAAAAUGCCUAGUAGCGCUAGUUUUUGGUUUUUACAGCAUAAACCCAUUAUGCCAGACUGAACCUAUAUAACUGUAUAGAUUAUAUGUAUAGAAAAGUAAAAAAAAGAAAAGAAAAAAAAAAAUGGUCAAAAUGGUUUUCCCAUUUCAUGUUACUCACCUGUAUGUAAAGUCCUAUAAUCCGUCACAUUUUUCACUAAAAUGACAGUGCUUUCCUAACUGCUGCAGACAGUAUAGCAAACAGUGCUCGGUUUUCUGGUUUAUAAGUGUUUGCAGUAGCACAAAUCAAGUAGUCCAUUUCACAGCAGUUUACAUUUGAAAUGGACCAAGUUACCUAAAAUACACAGCUGUAUCAUAAAAACAUUCAUUUUUGUUGACGUUCAUGUUUUUUUGAGAAUAAAGAGGUAUUGUGUAUCAGUAUGGGAGUGUUAUAGCUAGUUUGAAAAUUGUUGUGGAAUUGUAAAAGUGAGAAGAGAAUCCGGCUUCUGUUUGAUGCCAUGCUAAGCUCACAUUUUCCAAAUUUGUCCUCUCUGUUAUUUAAGGAGCAUUUAGAAAAUUCACCAACGAGGUUGGCUAGAACAAAACAAGAGAGGUGGUUUCUCAUCAUACCGGUUUCAUUUCUCUUAAGUGUACACUGCACAAUCGCUUGUUCCAGCUUAGCCUCCUGGGUGCAACCUAAUUGUUUUUGAAUACACAAACAAACUGAACUUUGCUAAAUUGCUUCCUUGUUUCUUGCAGACAUCUUAACAAGAUGUCUUAAUUAUCAGACCUUCCACCUGUGAAGCGGAGGAGUUUGGCCGGGAACAGGCAUUCUGUUUACUUGCCAAUUAUAUUCGGUUUAUUUAUGAUUCUAGUAGACAGCGGUGCGCUAGUGACUGAUCCCGGAUGAGAAACCAUGGAGCUAAUUAAUGUAACCCCUUAAACUCAACAUGCACUGUCAGUUAUAUUGACCUCAUGCUUAGUUUGUAAACCAUCAGUAAGUGUAUUUACUCUCCGGGUGUGUCUGCCAGUUGACCCUUUCCGUGUGUAUUUUUGAAAUGUCCUCGGAGGAAAUGCAAUGAUGAAUGCUAAUCUUUGCCUAUUUUACAGCUACAGUCUUGAAUGUAAACAUGCUGAUGAUCAGAUUUUGAUCUGCACAAUGAGAAAGUUGUGAUGGAAUAUCCAUAGUCUGCAUUUGGGGAGGGAAUGAGUAGAGGAACAAUGUUAGGGCACCACAAAUGACAUUUUUGUGACCUUUCAAAUGAAAAUCAAUUGUUUAUUACUAAUUCAAAUGUGAAUGCCUGAGGUGUGAGCCAUGUCUGUAACGCCUUUUAUAUCUGGGUUUUAAUGAUUUACUUCAUAUAUACUAAGAUGAGGAUGUUUGCACACCUGGCAAAUUCAUCCAUGGGUGUUUGCAGAGAAGAACAAACAAACUCCCACAUACUGUGUUGUCUUGUAAAUUUCACUUACCACAUUGGGGGGAAAACGGAAAUUGAAAACAUUUCACUAGACCGCAAAUGUUAGCAGUUUUCAAUGAAGUGAAAUUUAGUGGGGGGUUUUUUUUUUUUGGUCCAUAUACAUCAAGGGCAUCUCUUUGCAUAACCUAAUCAAAACCUUUCAUUUUGUUAUUUUACACCUUCUCCCAAGGUGUAGUUUGUUCAUCAUUUUAAAUACUUUCACAUUUGAGUGCAAUGGCACAAUGGUUGGGUACCAUUUUCAGACCAUGGAACAGUGUGCUUUAAGUAACUUUGAAUAAAUGUGAAAAUAUUCAAAACAAUAUUGACAAGCUAUGCAAUUAUGAGUAUGGGGGAAAAAAAUAAAAACAGGAACAAGUCGCAAUAA
Messenger RNA from Conger conger (European conger), 3547 nucleotides. RefSeq names its product WD repeat domain 45B (gene wdr45b). Gene Ontology annotation, molecular function: protein binding; phosphatidylinositol-3-phosphate binding; phosphatidylinositol-3,5-bisphosphate binding. The record is from RefSeq and is a predicted model, not a curated record. The transcript is spliced from 10 exons. Gene Ontology annotation, biological process: protein lipidation; nucleophagy; autophagy of mitochondrion. Gene Ontology annotation, cellular component: phagophore assembly site membrane; extrinsic component of membrane; cytosol. Bases 141 to 1175 code for a protein of 344 amino acids. Lineage: Eukaryota; Metazoa; Chordata; Actinopteri; Anguilliformes; Congridae.